Messenger RNA from Oldenlandia corymbosa var. corymbosa, 606 nucleotides. The record is from the annotation of a GenBank genome assembly. NCBI's taxonomy places the organism in Eukaryota, Viridiplantae, Streptophyta, Magnoliopsida, Gentianales, Rubiaceae.
AUGAUCAAGUCAGAGACUUCUAAGCUUGCUGGAAAAGUUGUUGACUUGUUCUGUGCAUCCAUGUUUGAUGUGGCCAAAGAAUUUGGAGUCCCACAUUACUUGUUUUUAACUUGUGGAGCUUCCGCGCUUGGCCUAAUGUCGCAUCUUCAAAGUUUGAGAGAUGAUCAUAAUCUGGAUGUUACUGAUAUUAAGGUUUCUGAUGACAGUACCGAGAUUGACGUUCCGGCUUAUUUCAAUCCGGUUCCGACCAAAGUCUUGCCAUCUGUACUUUUGGACAAAGGAGUUAGCAAGGUGCUUCUGGAUCAGGCUAAGCGGUUCAGGGAGGCUAAGGGAAUAAUAGUCAACUCAUUCAAAGAGUUGGAGACCCAAGCCAUUGAGGCAUUGAGUAAGGACAGUAAUAUUCCUCCUGUUUAUGCCAUUGGACCUUUGUUGAAUCUUAAAGGAGAGAAAUGUAGUAGUAAUGAUAGCCAGAAGAAGCGGCAAGAAGAUGAUGAUCAGAGUAUUUUCAAAUGGAUAGGUAGUAGACAAGUGACCUCAAUGGUGGAGUUCCUUCAUGAAGCUAGUUCAAGCCCAGAUGCAAAUUGUAGCAGUAUGCACAGUUCUUGA